Messenger RNA from Lipotes vexillifer (Yangtze River dolphin), 1461 nucleotides. It is a transcript of the gene IRF7, whose product is annotated as interferon regulatory factor 7. Gene Ontology annotation, cellular component: nucleus. Gene Ontology annotation, biological process: regulation of transcription by RNA polymerase II; immune system process. The transcript has 8 exons. Lineage: Eukaryota; Metazoa; Chordata; Mammalia; Artiodactyla; Lipotidae. Gene Ontology annotation, molecular function: DNA-binding transcription factor activity, RNA polymerase II-specific; protein binding; RNA polymerase II cis-regulatory region sequence-specific DNA binding. The record is from RefSeq and is a predicted model, not a curated record. Bases 1 to 1461 code for a protein of 486 amino acids.
AUGGCCGUGGCUCCCGACGGGGGUAUCCCGCGCGUGCUCUUCGGAGACUGGCUUCUGGGCGAGGUCAGCAGCGGCCGCUACGAGGGACUACGGUGGCUGGACGCGGCCCGAACGCGCUUCCGCGUGCCCUGGAAGCACUUUGCGCGGAAGGACCUGGGAGAGGCGGACUCGCGCAUCUUCAAGGCCUGGGCUGUGGCCCGCGGCAGGUGGCCUCUCCGCAGCAGCGCAGGUGCCCGGCCGACCGCCGAGAGUGCGCUCCGAGCUUCCUGGAAAACCAACUUCCGCUGCGCGCUGCACUGUACGCGGCGCUUCGUGAUGUUGCAAGACAACUCGGGGGACCCUACCGACCCUCAUAAGGUGUACAUGGUCACCCGCGAGCCGGCGUGCGGAGAAAGCCCAGGCAUUAGCCGGGGGGAGGACGAGGCCCUUGGAGAUGCCCCACCUACAAGGGAUGGGCUUCUGGGGCCAUACCUGGCAGCAGAUGCUGGCGAGAGGCUGGGGCGUGGGCUGGCCCGGCUGAGCCCUGAGCCCUGUGCCCCAAGCCCAGCUGGAGAUGCUGGGGACCUAUUGCUCCAGGCUCUGCAGCAGAGCUGCCUGGAGGACCAUGUGCUGAAAGCUGCCUCAGGCCUGCCUUCCUCUCCAGACACAGGCCCACCCCCAGACCCCUGGCAGCCCCAAGAGGCGGAGCCCCGCACCACAGCCUCCCCCAGUGCCUGCACCCUGAUGGCAGGGCAUCUGCACGUGGCUGGUCCCACCUGCUCACAGCUCGGUCUGCACACACUGCACAGCUUGGGGGCCCUGGACUUGACCAUCACAUACAAGGGCCGAACAGUGCUGCAGGAAGUGGUGGGGCGCCCGAGCUGCGUGCUCCUGUAUGGCCCCCCCGGUGUAGGUGGUGGGGCUUCAGAGCCCCAGCAAGUAGCCUUUCCUAGCCCCGCCGAGCUGCCCGACCAGAAGCAGCUCCACUACACAGAGAAGCUGCUGCAGCACGUGGCCCCCGGCCUGCAGCUGGAACUCCGGGGUCUCAGGCUGUGGGCCCGACGCCUGGGCAAGUGUAAGGUCUAUUGGGAGGUGGGAGGGCCCCUGGGCUCGGCCAGCUCCUCCACCCCCGCCCGCCUGCUGCCCCGGAACUGCGACACCCCCAUCUUUGACUUCGGCACCUUCUUCCAAGAACUGGGGGAGUUUGAGGCCUGCCGGCGCCGGGGCUCCCCUCACUACACCAUCUAUCUGGGCUUUGGGCAGGACCUGUCAGUGGGGAGGCCCAAGGAGAAGAGCCUGGUCCUGGUGAAGCUGGAGCCAUGGCUAUGCCGGGCAUACCUGGAGGGCGUGCAGCGCGAAGGCGCGUCCUCUCUGGACAGCGGCAGCCUCAGCCUCUGCUUGUCCAGCUCCAACAACAGCCUCUAUGAUGACCUGGAGCACUUCCUGGAGCACUUCCUGAUGGAGGCGGAGCAGCCCGCCUAG